Panicum hallii is the source of this 5239-nucleotide messenger RNA. RefSeq lists its product as uncharacterized. Gene Ontology annotation, biological process: RNA 3'-end processing. The transcript has 17 exons. The coding region runs from base 84 to 4757 and encodes 1557 amino acids. NCBI's taxonomy places the organism in Eukaryota, Viridiplantae, Streptophyta, Magnoliopsida, Poales, Poaceae. Gene Ontology annotation, molecular function: mRNA binding; poly(A) RNA polymerase activity. Gene Ontology annotation, cellular component: nucleolus; TRAMP complex. The record is from RefSeq and is a predicted model, not a curated record.
ACCCGACCGGAACAAGGCUCCAGGCCCACCACAGCUGCCACUCCUCCCCAUUCCCGACCAACCACCGACGCGGCCGCUCCACCAUGGCGUCCGCCUCCGCCUCGCCGCGCACCAUGCGGGAGCUCAUGGACGCCCUCACCGCGCACCUCUCCCUGUACCACGCCGCCGCGAACCCUAGGCCCCCCGCCUCCUCCUCCUCGUCACCGCGCGCCGCGAUCCUCCGGUGGCUCGCCUCCCUCUCCCCCGCCGCGCGUGCCGCGGCCGCCACCUCCCACCUCAGCCCCGCCGCGGCCGCUGCGCUGCUCUCCAUGCUCCGCCGCCUCCGCCUCCGGGGCCACUCCUCCUUCUUUGUCCUCCACUCCUCGUCCCCGUCCUCCGCCGCGCGCGGGGCCGAGGAGCCCACCGUCCUCUCGCGGCUCUCGCGCGGCCUCCUCGCCCGCGCCGCGGCGGGCUCCCGGGCGCACGCGCUCCUCUUCGCCAACCUCCUGCUCUUCCCCUCCUCCUCCGCGUCUUCGCGGUGCCCCGACGCGAUCACCGUCGCCGAGGCAUUCCUCGCCGACCUCGAUGGCUUUGUCGCAGCCAUGGACGAGAUCUCCGGCGGGAGGUUCCUAUGCUCCGGGGAAGGGGAGGUGGACCUGAACGCGCUCGCAUGCCAGGAUUUCCCGGAGCUGCCCUGGCUGAAUGCGAAGGGGUACUACGUGAUCGAGGAGUUUGUGGCCAACAGGUUGGAGAUCGCGCUGCGGAUGUCUUGGGCGGCGGCAGGGGGAGGUGGAGUUGGAGGCAGGAAGGCGGCGAGAGUUGGGAAGGGUGUGAAGGAGAAGGCUGGGCUCGCUGCAAACGCGUUCUGGAGGGAGAAGGGAUAUGUGGAUUGGUGGAUGAGGCUGGAGCCUCGGAUGAGAGCAAGGAUCAUGGGGGCAUUCUUUGGAAAAGGUGCAGUGGCCCUGGCUAAUGAGAUGGUUGGAGGAUCAGAUAUUGCUUGGGAUAAUUUCUCCUUCUGCUUAGGUGAAUCAGGAUCAUUUGUGGCAGAUAAAUCUUGUGAAUGUACACGGCAGUCUUUCUUCAGAAAGAAUCGGGCUUGUUCCAUUGACAUUGCAAACAUUAUGUCUUGUAGCAAGAAGCCUAUAUUUGCUAAAGAGUUGAAAAGACUGAAACUAGUUGAGGAGAUAGUGUGUUUGAAGAACAACAUUACUUGCUGUGGUGGUGAUGCAAUCUUUUUCACUUCAUUAUCUUUGGCUCCUACUGCUGCUGAUGAUAUACUUAUGAAAUUACGAGGGCUCCUUAUGGUGGUGUCAACAGAAAGCAUAAAUCUUGAACUUAUUGGGGAUGGAGAUCCAAAAAAGAAAGAUGUUGAGAAGAUCAGUGGUGGUUCUCGGAAAGGAAAGAAGAAGUCUAACACCUUGAAAAAGCUAACUGCAUCUGCUAAACCAUCCAAGACUUUUUUCCAGGAUAACGGCUGCAGUAGUUCAGAAAGUCGCAAUUGUAGGCCUUUACCCAGCCAGUGCCAUGCAUCUGCUGGAGGUACUGCUGAUGGACCUCCAUCUGAAGAAACUCCUUGCAAGGAAAUUAUACCCACAAUGAAGGAGCAAACUGUUGGGUUGGAUGACUGCAAGAAUCAAUGUAACAAAAAGAAGAACAAGCGUAAAGGGAAAACAAAACUAUCAAAUCUUACGAGACCUGAGAGCCCAAGAUCUACCAAAUUGAAAACAGGAGUUCCCCAUAUUGCUACAGAUGCCGCACAUAAACCUGUUGAAGAAGUCGAUGUCUCACCUCAUCACCCAUCUUAUGUCCAUCCUUCCAAGAGUGAGAUCUCUGAAGCAGUUAGCUGUUCUGACUCUUCCAUUUUAUCUAAUGGAACAAAUAUAAUAGCCAGCAGAAAGGCCACAAAACUUGAAAACCCUACUAGAGUUAGCUCAUCAGUUACUACAGAACAUUUUCAAAGUGCCAAUGAAUAUGAUGCCUUCAAUAUGGAUGAACAGGCCUCAUCGUAUAUCAGUCAAAGUGAAUCGAUGGCUCGGACAUCGUCAUGUUUACCUUCAGGAAUCAACAUCUUCUCUUCCAAUAAUCUGCACGGAAGCUCUGUUGGCUCCUUGGUAAGAUCUGCACAGGAAAAAACUGGCUGUGAUGAGAAACAUGUGGAACAUAAAUCUUUAGCAACAAAGGACAAACUUUUACCUUCUGUUAUUCCUGCCAACAUGCUUCAAAGUGCUAUAAGUGACAAUGGUGCAGUAAUGAAAAAUAGUGGUGGUGAAUAUUAUGUAUACAACAGGAACCUACUGGGAGGAACAUCAUAUGAAUGGCCCAGUGUAACACCAUCUCAUUUUGUAUCUCCUGAAAUGCAACAGCGUCCAGCUGCAGCAGACAGGUUGCAUCUUGAUGGUUACAAAUGGCCAACUCAAUUCAACCAACCCUUUCUUUCUGCUAACCAUCAGGUGAGGAAUCCGCCGAUCGAUGCUGGAUGCAAUCAAAUGUUACCUUCUCUAGCGGUGCCACUAAGUUUUGAUUGGCCUCCUGUUUUUAGAGGUUAUGGUAAAAAUGCGGCUGUAAGUUAUGAUCCAUUGUAUACCCCACAGAUGCAAUCUUCUGCUUGGUCAGGGUUCCCUGCUCAACUAAUGCAAAGAGGGGGUAUUUGCAGUGACAGUGACAUUGGGGAUGAUUCUGAAAGCUACUGGUUUUCUGAAGAAGAAUCAGAUAGCCGUGCACAUUCUGGAAGAGAUAUUAACCAAUACUUUGGUGGAGGUGUGAUGUAUUGGAGUCCUGCAGAACAUGCAGGAACUGGCUUUUCUAGGCCACCAUCUCUUAGUUCAGAUGAUAGCGCCUGGGCUUGGCAUGAGGCUGAUGUUAUACGAGUCGUUGAUGAUGUAGCUAAUGGGAUUCCAUCUACACACGCAAAUGGUGUAUCAUCACCACCCUCCACUCCAUCCUGUUCUCAAAAUGAAUCUUUUGAUCCUGCUGCUCACUCAAUAACAGGGAAUGGCAUCAAUAAUGAAGCUCUGACCUCUCCAUCUUCUACGCAAGAGAGUCCUGAAGAUAAAUCAACUUCAGUUGCAAAGAGUGUGUCUUGUGGCAGUGAAGUAGUUAAGGGAGAUACAUUGCCAUAUUCUAUGCUGCGGCCUAUAGUUGUUCCUAUACCACGAAGGUCAUCAAGAUCUGACAUUAAGGCAGGUCAUGAUCACAGGAGCCCAUGUGUACCAUCAACAAGGAGGGACAUACCUCUUCCAAGAAGACCUCCAUCACCAGUAGUACUUAGUGUUCCUCGCGUGCCUCGGCCACCACCUCCUUCACCUGCAGGAGAGUCAAGAAAAAGAGGAUUCCCGAUUGUUAGAUCUGGCAGCUCAAGUCCUCGUCAUUGGGGGAUGAGAGGUUUAUUUUCUGAAGACAAAAUAUUUCAUAGAGCUCAGUUUUGCUUGGAUGGUCCUGAAGUUGUAUGGCCUUCAUGGGGAAACAAGGGAACUUCUUCUGGUACAUUGGUGCAAUCAAUUGAGGAUACUGUUCUGCAGGACCACCUUGUUAAGAUUUCACAGCUAUCUCGUGAUCAACAUCCAGAUGCGGCAUUACCUGUACAGCCACCAGAUAUGCUAAAUGGCUCGUCUCACAAGGCAUCCCUCUCUUUGAUGCACAAUGCUCUACAUGAAGAAAUAGAUCAAUUCUGUAAGCAGGUUGCUGCUGGUAAUCUGGUGAGGAGGCCCUAUAUAAACUGGGCUGUCAAAAGAGUCACACGGUGCUUGCAGGUUCUGUGGCCUCGCUCCCGUACAAAUCUAUUUGGCUCAAAUGCCACUGGUUUGGCUCUUCCAACUAGUGACGUUGAUCUUGUAGUUUCUCUUCCCCCUGUCCGAAACCUGGAACCUAUUAAAGAAGCUGGAAUUUUGGAAGGCCGGAAUGGCAUCAAGGAAACAUGCCUACAGCAUGCAGCAAGGUGUCUUACAAACCAAGACUGGGUUAGGAGUGAUUCCCUUAAAACAGUCGAAAACACAGCUAUACCUGUGAUCAUGCUUGUAGCAGAUGUACCUUGUGACACAAAUACGUUCAACGAGUAUUCUUCAGUACUGGAUAGCUCACAAGAAUAUUCAGUUAAUGUGCUUGGAGAACAAGGGAGUCCUCCUCAGUCUGAUACCUCUAGUUCAGAAGGCAGCGCCAUGCUGGUGUCCUCAAAAUUGAAUAAGGACGAUUGUGAUAUUGUGCAGUCAAUUCGUCUUGAUAUAAGUUUCAAAUCGCCAUCCCACACAGGACUGCAGACUACUGAGUUGGUACGUGAGUUGACACAGCAAUUUCCUGCAGUUGUACCUCUUGCAUUGAUUCUCAAGAAGUUUUUGGCUGACCGGAGUUUGGACCACCCCUAUUCAGGUGGUCUAAGCUCUUACUGUUUGGUGCUAUUAAUUGUUCGUUUUCUCCAGCAUGAGCAUCAUCUUGGUCGGCCUAUCAACCAAAAUCUGGGCAGCCUUUUGAUGGAUUUCUUGUACUUUUUUGGGAACAUAUUUGAUCCACGCCAUAUGCGUAUUUCCAUCCAAGGAAGUGGAAUUUAUUUGAAUCGAGAAAGAGGGCAUAGCAUUGAUCCAAUUCACAUUGAUGAUCCACUUUGCCCUGCUAACAAUGUGGGCAGGAAUUGUUUCCGCAUUCACCAAUGUAUUAAGGCUUUUGCAGAUGCUUUUGCUGUACUAGAGAACGAGCUACUGCAGUUCAGUUCAGAAUGUAGCAUGCCUGCAUCAUCAUUCAAUAUACUAAAGAAAAUAAUCCCAAGUAUUGAUUCUGAUGGGUUGUAGCUAUAAAAAGAGGUAGGAUUCCGCACACUACAUUUGGUGUCAGGUUGGAAUGACCUGUGCUGCCUUUUAGACACACUAAUGGCUAUGUAGCUGCUUAGAAGCCUCGGUCUGCUGAGUUUGCUACCCCUGAAUGGACGAAGAAGUAGAUCUGCAAGAUGGCCAUAUCCAACUGUAUGAGCACUGGCGUGUUCAUGUAAUGAUGCAAGAUGCCUUGCUCCCUGAUCAGACUGAUGGAUCGGAGGUGGAUUUGUGUACUCAAGAGCACGGUGGUGCUUCAUACAUGGAUGGCUGCUCUUUUACCUUUCUGGAAGAGCUCAUUCAUGUAACGCUGGGCCCUUGGUGGUGCCAAAACUAUUUUGUAGCAGAAAUGAAUUCGUCAAAGUAUGCCCUGCUGGCCAGACCUGUAAGGUCACAACUAACAAAAGGAGCAGAGCAGGCCUUCCUGAACACUGAAUAUCACUGGAGAUUGCUGGAGCACCGCU